AUGCUCCUAAAGCUCGGUGAGGUUCCCACCCUCGUCGUCUCCUCCCCCGAAGCAGCCGCCGAGAUCAUGAAGACCCAGGACGUCAGCUUCGCCAGCAGGCCGAUGAUUUCGUCCGUCAGGAUCAUAGCGUACGGCGACAAGAGCCCCGCGUUCGCCUCCUACGGAUCCUACUGGAGGGAAAUAAGGAAAAUGAGCAUACUGGAACUGCUGAGCAUCAAGCGAGUCCUGUCUUUUCGCUCGAUCCGGGAAGAAGAGGUGCUCAAUUUUGUUCGGUCCAUGGAUCUGUCGUCAAACAGUGGUUGCACCGUGAAUCUCAGUGGCAAGUUCGCGCUGAUGACCAAUUACAUAACCGCAACUCUAACAGCAAGGGCUAUCAUCGGGAGGAAGUUCAAGUAUCAGAAGCAGUUCCUGCAGGUGUUAAACCGAGGACUGGAGGCAUCAGGAGGCUUCAGCUUGGCUGACCUAUUCCCAUCAUCGUCGCUCGUUAGUCUGCUCAGUGGCAUGUCUCUCAAGCUGCCAAGGUUACACCGCGAGAUGGAUGCUAUCCUGAGCAGCAUCAUUCGGGAGCACAGAGAGAGGAACUCCACCGAGCAAGUGGAGGAGGACUUGGUCGAUGUCUUACUCAAAGUCCAACGUGAAGGCAGCCUGCCAUUCGCGUUCACAGACGUGGCCGUCAAAGCUAUAAUCUUGGAUCUAUUUGGGGCGGGCGGCGAGACAACAGCAACAACACUGGAGUGGAUCAUAUCGGAGCUGAUGAGAAAUCCAGGUGCGAUGAAGAGGGUGCAACAGGAGGUGAGGGUGACCGUCGGAGGAAAGGGAAGGGUGAGGGAGGAGGACAUCAACGAGAUGAACUACCUGAGGAUGAUCAUUAAGGAGACACUGAGGCUGCACCCUCCUCUUCCUCUGCUGCUCCCCCGAGAGUGCCAGGAUCAGUCUGCCGUAGCCGGCGAAGGGACCCGUCACAAUGGGUUCUUGCUCGAUCGUGUCCUUGGGAGGAGGGACCCAUCGUAGUGAGUUUUUGCUCGACUGCAUCCGUAAGAGGAGGGACCCAUCGUAGCGGGUUCUUGCUCGACCACAUUCACGAGAGGAGGGACCCAUUGUAGCAAGUUUUGGCUCGAUUGCAUGGGCGGGAGAAAGAACCCGUCGUAGCGGGUUCUUGCUCGACCAUGUCCGCGGGAGGAGGGACCCAUUACAGCGGGUUCUUGCUCGAUCACGUUCGUGGGAUGAGGGACUCGUCGCAUUAGGUUAAUGGCUGUGGGUGAUGCUGUCGUGGGUGGUGCUUAUUGUUGUCAAGGUACAUUGCCUAUGGUGCCAAUUGGGCCAUGAUUCGUCCUCCCUUCUUCAGGGUUUGCAUUGCUUGUGUCUUUUAAUCAUGAAGGGGGUCGUCAGCUGUUCUGAGGCAGGAUCUGCUUAGGAGGUUGCACCCUUUUUCCGAGCCCUUGCUAUCAUCUGAUGAUUGGAGGCUCGUCUUCCGUGGUGGACUUCAUUUUGGGUUUCGCAUCGUCCCCAAACGAAUUCGUAUGAGCAUUGCUUUGUUGAAGAUGAGCCAUUCUUAUCGUCACCAAGCUUGUCCUGAGGUCUUUAUAUGGUGGAGCUUUUGUCAUUGUAUUACUAGCUUUUAGAGCUUUGCUUUGU
Musa acuminata AAA Group (dessert banana) is the source of this 1635-nucleotide messenger RNA. RefSeq names its product germacrene A hydroxylase-like. Lineage: Eukaryota; Viridiplantae; Streptophyta; Magnoliopsida; Zingiberales; Musaceae. The transcript is spliced from 3 exons. Bases 1 to 1011 code for a protein of 336 amino acids. Gene Ontology annotation, molecular function: monooxygenase activity; iron ion binding; heme binding. The record is from RefSeq and is a predicted model, not a curated record.